GGGAGAGAGAAAGAGAGAGAAAGAGAGAGAAGGAAAAAGAGAGAGAAAGAGAGAGAAAGAGAGAAAAAGAAAAAGUGACGAACAAACGCGUUUUUUCUUUCUAACGAAAGAGAUUACCACAAAAGUGUGUGCUGUGUAACGUGGCGAUUGGAUCGAAGAGAAGACGCUUUUAGAUUGACAUCUCUCCGAUCCUCCUAGUAGCGCUGCCGAGAGCAGACUGAUACACCACUCUCUUUUAUUCAGCUUCACGCGCGCUCUUUUAACCACUCUUAUACAAUUGCGCUGCGCAAAGCGCUGCACAUUUUACCCUUUAAACGGAACUCCCUCACCGGCCGGCUGUUAAAUGCUGCCAUUUGCAGACGCCAGGAGCGCGACUGGUUAUCAAAGAAGUUUUUUUUCAUCUUUCUUUGUUUACUAUUUAUAAUUUCUUUUUGCUAAAAAAUUACAAAUUUUAUGCGAAUCAUUUAACUCUUAUUAAUGAAUACAAAUGUUAUGGCUUCACAAUUUUUGUCAUAAUGUAAUCUUACGUUAUGAAUCGUAUGAUUCCGUAACACGUGAAUCCAUAUGUGCUCUUAAUUUAUACUAAUAUAAUACAGGAAAGACUAAUGAAAUAGUUAAUAUGGAACUGGAGACUAAGAUUAUAAUAAAGGGUGCGAGAAAACAAAAGCGUGCAUACCACAGACUUAUUAAGGAUAUGAAUAUUAAAUGUUGUGAUAAGCCUAUGAAAAAUAUACUAAUUUGCAAUGCAGGAUUAUCAACUGGUUUUGAUAAAGUGAUGUUACAGAAUAUCGUUUCUCCUAUAAUAUCUAAUUGUGAAUUCAUCAUGCCGCAAGGACGAUCUUAUUGUUUCAUUAAAUGUCAGUUAGAAACUGAUGCUAUUGAAUUGUACAAUAAAAUACAUGGACGUUUUAAAUUGAAUGGUCAAAAUACACCGUUGUAUUUGACAUAUACUGAAUCAGUACCAAAUUUAUAUAAGAAUACACAUGAUUCUGUAUUACCACCUGGUCUUAAACUAAUAGAAAAUUUUAUAAAUGAAGAAGAAGAGAAGUCCUUAUUGAACAUAAUUGAUUGGACAGAAAUGGGAUCUUUUUCAUCUGAUCUGAAGCAAAGAAAAGUAAAACACUUUGGAUAUGAAUUUCAAUAUCAUUCAAAUAAAGUUGAUCCUAAUUUACCAAUUAUACCAAUUCCAGAAGAAUGUAAUUUUUUACAAGAUUUAUUUAAAAAACAUGGAUGUGGAGCAUAUGACUAUGAUCAACUUACUAUCAACCAUUAUUUACCUGGUCAAGGAAUACCUCCACACAUUGAUACACAUAGUCCUUUCGAAGAUACUAUACUUUCUUUAUCAUUGAGUUCUUCGUGUGUUAUGAAUUUUAAAAAAGGAGAUAUGAAAGUCGAUGUUGUUCUACCUCAACGUUCAUUGUUAGUUAUGACUGGUGAAGCUCGUUAUGCAUGGACACAUGGAAUUUCUUCGAAAUAUAAUGAUUUAAUUGAAACUACUAAUGGAGUUAUGAAACAAACGCGAGGUGUAAGAACUUCAUUCACAUUUCGAAAAAUACGAACAGGUCCUUGUUCUUGUAUGUUUAUAGAAUAUUGUGAUUCAAAGAAGGACUCCUUUUCUUCUUUUGUAGACAAUAAGUCAGCAGCAGAAUUAGAACAAUCUUAUGUACAUAAAGUAUAUGAUGAAAUCUCAGAUCAUUUUAGUGAAACUCGAAGUAAAGGCUGGCCUAAUGUAAUCAAAUUUUUAAACAGUUUAAAUGAUGGUGCAUUAGUAGUAGAUGUUGGUUGUGGAAAUGGCAAAUAUCUUCAAACAAAUGAAAAUAUUUUUAAAAUUGGCUGUGAUCGAAGUUUUAAAUUAGCAGAAAUAUGUAGAGAACGAAAUUUUGAAGUACUUUUAUCUGAUUGCUUACAUUUACCAUAUAAAGACAAUUCUGUAGAUUCUGUGAUAAGUAUUGCUGUUAUUCAUCAUUUGUCAACUCAAGAAAGAAGAAAAAGAGCAAUAUCUGAAAUGGUACGAAUACUUCGACCAUAUGGUAAAUGUUUGAUCUACGUAUGGGCAAAAGAUCAAAAUAGAAAUUCCAAACAAUCUAAUUAUUUAAAAUAUAAUACAAAUAAGAAAAAUGAAAAAGAAAAUGAUAAAUGUAUAUUACAAAUAACUGAUCAAAAUUUGUUACUUCCUAUACAUAGAAAUCGUACAGAAUUUACUCACAGCGAUAUGCUUGUACCUUGGAAAAAAAGAAGUGGUGAUAAUUUUCUUAGAUAUUAUCAUCUUUUUGAAGAAAAAGAAUUAUCAGAAUUAUGUUCAGAGAUUCCUUUGGUAUUGAUCAAGAAUACUUACUACGAUCAAGGUAAUUGGUGUAUAAUUUUAGAAAAGAAUAUAUAAGACUGUAUAAAAAUAAAGAUACCAAAAUAAAAUAGUUUUUGUAGUACCUAUUUUGAUAAUUGUACAUACACACACAUAUAUAUAAUAUAAAAAGCUUUAUUUUUAUACAUAAAUCAUUUUGUUACAUGAUUUUUUUCAAAAGUUCAGAACAGCCAUGUCUUGAACCUUCAUUUUUAAAAUCAGAGAAUUACAUCUGUACUCAUUAUUAUUGUAAAAUUAAAUUAGUUUAAUAUAAAAUUUUACACCAAUGCCAGUCUUAAGGCUGUUCAUCAUCAUUCUCUCGAAGCGUACGUGACUUUAGCGAUAAAUAUGGACAAAAUAUGAACUACAAAUGCAAGUGGAGAACGCUAUUCUCAUCGUGGGCCUAUCCCUAUCAGUGUAUAAGCUUGUUUGAUAUACUCUUCUUAUGCAUAAAUAACAAUCGGUUUCUUAUAGGUAAAGUAAGUAGUCUAGUAAGCUAUAAUUCAAUCCCUCAUAUUUAUAUCUUUUUUGUAUAGUAGUCUCCGUCUUACAAUGAUUUGUGCUAGAUACGACGUUGAUAUAAAUUUGUUUCACGAUAAAUGCAUAAAAAAUAAUAAAUAUAAUGAAUACAUAAUAAUUAGUAUAUAAAUUUGCUAAUUUAAAAAAAUUAUCUUUGAAUUUAAUUAUAUCUUAUUUAUUUAUCUGUAAAAGUAUUAUUGAUAAUGUAAAGUGUUAGUAUAUUAUAAUUAUAAUACUUAUAUUAUAAUCAGAAUUACAUUGAAGAGAAUUUGAAAAUACAUUGAAUUAUGCAGCCA
Molecule: messenger RNA, 3156 nt
Organism: Vespa velutina
Lineage: Eukaryota; Metazoa; Arthropoda; Insecta; Hymenoptera; Vespidae
Product: alkylated DNA repair protein alkB homolog 8-like
Exons: 8
Coding region: 620-2380 (586 amino acids)
Biological process (GO): tRNA wobble uridine modification
Cellular component (GO): nucleus; cytoplasm
Molecular function (GO): tRNA binding; S-adenosylmethionine-dependent methyltransferase activity
Source: RefSeq, a predicted model, not a curated record